AAUCCUCGCUGGUAGUAUAAAGAUGGGUGUUUAUGAGCCCACAUUACUUACCAUCAACGAAAACAUUGUGUAUGGAUCGUCCGAUGAAGUCGCCAAGUCCGAGAUCAUCAAGGCGGCAAAGGCAGCCAACGCUCAUGAUUUCAUCUCCAGACUAAGGGAUGGCUAUGAUACGCGGUGUGGGGACAGCGGAGUGCAGCUAUCAGGAGGACAGAAGCAGCGGAUUGUCAUAGCCAGGGCCAUACUAAAAAGCCCAGCAAUCCUGCUCCUUGAUGAAGCCACCAGUGCGCUGGAUAGCCAGUUCGAAGAAAGUGGUGCGGGAAGCACUGGAGCGAGUGAUGGUGGGGCGGACGAGCGUGGUGGUGGCGCACUGGCUGAGGACCAUAAAGAAAUGUGGUCUUAUUGCCGUGUUGGAUAAAGGGCAGGUGGUGGAGAAAGGGACCAACAAGUUCUUGUUGGCAAAAGGACCCACUGGAGCUUACUUUUCAUUGGUCAUCCUCCAAAGGACCCCACGGAACAUGGUCAAUUAGGUUUUGUGCAGGAAAAUGAUUUUUGUAUAAUUUUUUUAUUUCAUAUUUUAAUACAAUUUGACGUGUUAU
This is a messenger RNA of Rubroshorea leprosula, 596 nucleotides long. The record is from the annotation of a GenBank genome assembly. NCBI's taxonomy places the organism in Eukaryota, Viridiplantae, Streptophyta, Magnoliopsida, Malvales, Dipterocarpaceae.